UGGUGCAGAUGGCCUGCCCCGGGAUCGGGGGUUGGGAAGACGCUUGUGGGCCGCGCGGGGGCUUUGUCGCAGGGGGCUUCAUGGUCAUUUAUAUCCAGCGAGAGGCUGACUUUAAAAUUGAGAUUCAUUCUGCCAAGCUGGAGAAUGGCGAUCGUGAAGCUUGCUGAUCGAGGAGAAACAACCGCAAAAUUAGCAUCCUUCUAGAAGAGAAGCUUUGGUUCGUGUGCCUGACGGACAGUGGGGCCAAGCAAACUGAAACAUUGGAAUUUGGAGCAGAGAAAGGUUUACUGCAAGGCCAAGCAAGGAGAGGAGGGAUAGGAGAGUGAUACUCCACCCAGAAUGGAAGUGUGUCCUUACUGUAAGAAGCCAUUUAAACGACUGAAAUCCCACUUGCCACACUGUAAGAUGAGAGAACCAGCUAUACCUGCUGAUGGAGAGGUUUGUCAGCCCAAGCCAGCUACACUCCCACGUGCUAAGAAAAUCAGAGGACCAAUCAGAGACCUAAUUAAAGCUGAAGAGAGAGGGCUAGGGACAGACGGUGAGAAAAGAAAUCCUGAAUUGAAAGGAGACAAAUCAGAACAGACAGUGAAGUCCUCUCCAGUACUAGCCGUUGGUUUGGAAAAAGCAAGUAGUGCAAAGGCCAGUAAAGCCAUCAAGAAUCAAAUUCAACCCUUCUUCAAAAUAUUAAAAAAUACUGAACCAAAGAUUACUUUCCAGGGAGAAACUACAGCUCAGUUUUCUGCAUCAGGGAACACCAUGCCUAAAAAAGAACUUGCCAAAGAUUUGCCUAAAUCAGGGAAAAGUAGAAAUGAUCCUUCAGAGACUGAAGCAACUUUAUCCCUUGGCCCAAUGGAACCUUCAUUGUCAAAUCAAGACAGCAAAUAUUCUUCCAUCUUCCCUAAUGAUGUACAAGCCACUUCUGCUGAUUUAAGAUUGGAUAAAAUUGAUUCCCCAAGACAGAACCUUCUAGUAAAAUUACUAGAUACGUCUGGUGAUUAUCAUAGUUCUCCCAUGAAUCUCAGUUAUGGAGUCAAAAGGGUAAACACAUCAUCAUCAGGCAGUGAGAGAAAUUCCAAGGCCAAGAAUCAGCGCUCUGAAGUGUCUGCUGAUGUUAGGGACUCGGGGGCUCAGGGAAAGAACACAGGAUCACAAAUUGCAGCUUUUAAAAUUAACCCAUUAGGUCAAAUCCAGGUCAUGGAGAACCAGGUAAAAGGACUUAACCUUGGAGCAGAAGCAUGUGGAGGCAAAGAGGAUGCAGAGAACAGUGUAUUUGUGACAGAGAUGGAGGAAUGCUCUUCCAUGAGCGAUGACUCUAAGAAGGCCUUUAGUACCAAUUCAGUCACGGAGAAGAAAUCUCAAGAUGAACGUCCCAGUUUAAACCUGUUCACGCCAGCAGAGACAACUCAAAAUGAGCUUCUUUCUGUAUCACGGUCACAAAAUCAAAGUCUUCCUUCUCUGGCUGUAAAAUUUAUCCAGGAAGAGAAAGCAGAAGCCUGCAGUCAUAAUCCAGUCUCCGCUGUAAAGGCAUUGAUGAAGAGAGAGGAACAAGCAUCUCUGGCACCCAAAUUGGGCUGUCAGUCCCAAGCAUUACACCUUAGGGACCAGCAGUCUUCAUAUUCCACCCAGCAUCACGCUUCUAAAAGCUCCUCUGCCAGUCAGAUCAGUGUCACCAACCAGAAGACCCUGUCGAGCUCUCUAGGACUGGAAUGGUUUCCAGAGCUCUAUCCUGGUUAUCUUGGACUUGGGGUGUUGCCAGGGAAGCCUCAGAAUUGGAACAUGAUGGCCCUGAAGCCUCUGCUCUUCAGCCGCCAGGGGGAAAGAUUCUCACAAGUUCCUUUGUUGGAAAGAAGUUCGACGGCAGUGAGGAGUUUGGAACCCCCGACCAGACUCACAACCUCCAACUUCUCUCUAAUGAGGUUCUUGGGAGCUCUCCAAAAAGGCUGGAUCAGGUGCAGCACCACCGUGAAGAGUGGAGUCGGUGGCAUCACGAUGCUGUUUGCAGGAUACUUUGUCCUUUGUUGUAGCUGGAGUUUCAAGCAUCUGAAGCUGCAGCGCUGGCGUAAGUAACAUUGACCUGAAACCACUUAAGAAAGCUUUGCAGCUCCAAGGAGAGCGCGGUGGAGACAGCUGCAGCGUGUAUUUAACAGCGUAAACUUGUGGUGGGGGCAGGGGAGGGUUAAAAGAAUAAAACUACUGGAAUCUAGUAAUUAUACGGGAAGCAUUUUUAUGUGGACAGAUCUGGUGCUGUCUGCAUAUUUCUUUGGCUUGUUCUCAAAAGAGGCAAAGUUACUGGAAAAAAAAAUUCAGAAGAUGACAGAGUUCAGUGUUAAAAUUUUUAAAUAAGCUAUUUAUUUCCUAAUACUCAGUAAAAACUAGCAUCUCAAUUUUAAAUCUUUCCCGAAAAUUGUUCUCUGUGUCUUGGCAUUUUGCCAUUCAUCUAAACUAGAGACUGGGCUACAUGUACGCUGAUUCAGCGUAGUGUCUGAAGUGGCGGAAAAUCGGGACACAUCAGGCCCUUCCCCUUGGGAAUGGGCAGGCUCUCUUGGGUCGCUGACCAGGCCUUGGCAGAUGUGAGGCACACAAAAGCAGAGUUGGGGCUCAGAGUUGCAGGGGAGCCCAUGAAAUGUCCUUGGCAGAUAGUUUUAAGCUGAUUAAAACAGCACACUAAGCAGGAUGUUGAAUCACCUUGUCUACAUCUUAAGUAUCAUAGUGAGCAGAUGGGAUUCUUUUAAGAAUCCCACCCUCUCCCCUCCCAAGAAUUCCAGUGAAAUAAUCAAAUAUUCCUUUCACUUUGUUAGUCUUGUUGGCUGGAGGGGUUUUUUGUGUCUUCCCUCAUCAAAAUUUUCAGCGAUUUUUAAAUUGUAUGACUUCUGCUUUGGUCCCUAGAGAGUAACUUGGCUACUGUGAAAGGCUGGGAGGGAAUUUAAUUGGGAUAGCACAGCUGGAUGACUUUUCCAACACCGGGCGUUGACUGUGUAUCAUAUAUAAAUAUGCCCCUACCUGUCAGUCCUUCUGUCUGUGUCAGCCUUGCUUGUGAUGUCCUCAGGCCAGAAGCCAGGCAUGCCAUUUCUCUUGUUCCAGCUCCCUCAGAACGACAGAAAAGCAGGCGUGCUGUUCGAGGGCCAACAUUUGUGUGUUGCCUCCUCAUCCUUCUCUCUUCCCAUAACCUGAGCUGCUUUAUCUCCCGUGUCUAUUCUCCAAUCCCCUGUCCCCUUCUCCCUCUCUAAUUAUCCAUAGUGGGAGUAAUUUAAUUCUGCCUCAAAUCCUCUUGGUUAAGGAAAAGGUGCACUAGAAUUCCCCAUAAGGGAAAACUCAAGGUUGAGGGAGAGUGUACUACAGGUCUGUAUUUUAAUGACUGAGAAUGUCAUCAAAACUCCAAAAACAAGGUCUCCUUUUGGAGUGGCUUUGUGGCCAUUCUUUAACGCCCUUUGAGAGAGACAGUCAGGGAGGGAUUCUCCCUGCACCUCCGCUAUGGCCUUUCUCUACAUCCGAAAUGCUCAGGGUACAAAAGUAGAUGAGAAUGACCGCUCUGCUGCGUCCUCUCCCCUGGCCCCCUGCAGCAGGGGUCAGCAGACCACGACAGCCCACGGGCAUGAGCCAGCGCCCGGCCUGUUUCUGUGAUGUCUCCCUGGAACACAGCCCUGCUCCCUCGGCUAGGUGCCGGCUGUGGCCGCCUCCACGCUGCAGAGGCAGGCAGAGCCCCCAGCGCCUGCAGAGCUGAGAAUGGUUCCUCUCUGGCCCUUUUCAGAAGGCAAGCCGGCCCCAGCCCUAGACGAGCACAACACGUCACGGUCGCCUGUGUCAGAGGGAUGAAGACGACUGGGGAUCAUCGCUCUAAAACGUUGGGGGUUUAGACAUUUCAGUAGGAGCCGCCGUUCUGGACUUAGUACCUUAAGUGCCCAAAUGUUGCCCCCCUAAGCACGACAUUUAAGUGCAGUAGUGGCCACAAGAGUUAGCUUGUAGCCCCCCAAGAUUUUUAUCAGGAACAUUUCUGCAGUACCGUCAUAGUCAGAAUGCUAAACGUAAUGAAAAAUUUAAGCUCCAUUGUAGCAUGGUAAAUAUUUCACAUGCCUGAAAAUAAGUUCCUGAAGAAUGAACUAAUGGGCCGUCAGUCCUAGAGGGCUCUCUGCAUCCAUCGUAUUGCCGAGUUUAAGACAAAAGUGGGCUCCUCCAUUAAUACGAGGGUUUUUAGUUUGACAUGAUCGGUACCAAGACUCCUAAUUCACAUGUAGUAGGAAAGAGCAAAAAAUCUUAACUGAUGCUUUGAAUUCAAUACUAAGCAUGGAUUCUUAAAAUGAUGUGAGUGACUUUGAAAAAAACCAUCGGCAGUUUGUCUAGAUUCUGGAAUUACUUGGUUAUGGCCACAAAAUAACAGAGGGAAAGGGUUCCCUAUCUUACUCACUGCGGCCACUUGAGGGUGAGAGGAAACUCCUUGAAGACGUUUUAUUGAGUCUUUAAGGAUUUCCUGAUUGUGUUGAGAACAGUUUCAGAGAGUUGAGGUCAGCUGAAAACAAAUUAAUUCUUUUCCUAGAUUCAGAUCUAAACAAAUGCAGCAUGAUCCAGGGAUCAUGUUUGCAAUAUUGACGUCAGCUUGCCUUAUGAGGAGACAUUCAUUGUUCAUAUACACAACCGUCCCUCCAAGAGAAGUUCGUUCGCACAGACAGAUCUACCUGUGUGUGUGAGCUGGCAGGUUACAUACAGGCCGCCUCCAGAAAGAGAAGCGAUUCCUUUCAAAACUGGAGGUGUGGACGAGUGAGUGUGCGCUCCGUGCGGAAGCCAGGGUAGCUGGUGCUGUCUUCACAAAGCCAAGAGGAAAAGGAGUCAAGAAAGCUCUUAGCGUGGUUCAGUUUUAGACAGCCUCCUAAAUUUUCUCUUAAAAUCCUGCUCCAUGUCUUCCCCGGCCUUGGGAGCUAAGCAGCCAGGCACAGAUUCUGCUCCAGGGACAGCUGCACGUGGCCCUGAACGAGGCUUCCAGCACCAGGCGUGGAAAUUAGCCCGAGACCUCCUUACCAGCAGUGCCCGCCCCCCACCCACCCCCUUUGCAGAAGAGCUAAACGGGGGUACGGGGCUCCUCUCCGUCCUGGAGAAGACUUAAGGGAAGUGUGCCCCACUGCGGGCUGGAACUGCGCAGGCCUCAGCACCCUCGUGUGCGCUGCGGAGCUUGGGCUAGCCCUGCUCCCUGCGGAGUUGACUCCUGAGUGACAGUGUGGACUGUGUGGCAUUUCCUGGGAAGACUGUAUUUUUUUCUCUAUAUAUUAAAAUAUUCAGCUGGUAAAAUCA
Camelus dromedarius (Arabian camel) is the source of this 5280-nucleotide messenger RNA. RefSeq names its product mitochondrial nucleoid associated protein 1 (gene MTNAP1). The transcript has 7 exons. Bases 340 to 2067 code for a protein of 575 amino acids. The record is from RefSeq and is a predicted model, not a curated record. Lineage: Eukaryota; Metazoa; Chordata; Mammalia; Artiodactyla; Camelidae.